AAUUUUAAAAAGUAAAUUGCGUCAAAUCUUGGAACAUUUUUGUGACAAGCAGAACCUCAGGCGGGGUUGUGUUUCCGCCCGAGCCCAGAAAAGAAGAGCACUUUAAACGUGUGCUGCCGAUCUGUUUCUUCUGUCUCCACCGCCGGUCCAACAAAUCUGAGCAAAUUGGAUAAAAUACGGAAUAACAGCGGAUUAUUUAAAUGGAGAACGAUAUAAUUGUUUCUCUAGAAGACCUGGGAUACCAGGGCCCGCUCCUGGAUGAUGGCUCCCUGGACUCGGCCUCUUCGGGUGGAGCCACUUCUCCUGAAUUCACUAAACUGUGUGCGUGGCUCGUGUCAGAGCUGCGGCUCUACUGCAGACUGGAGGAGAAUGUCCACGCCACCAACUGUCCCAGUGAAGCAGAGGGCUUCCAGCUGGAGAUGAAUGGACUUCUGUCUGAACUGAACUGUCCUUAUCCAGUCCUCACCACAGGAGACCUCAGCCAGAGAUUCCUCCAGAAGAACCACUGUCUGCUACUUCUCUCGUUCCUGAUCUCGGAGCUGGAGGCCUCCCGGAUGUCCCUGGUGAACUGCCCCGAGAGUCGAGCUCCGGACGGGGGCAAAGCUCACGACGGCAGCCCCGUGUUCCAGGAGCUGAAGGGGAUCUGUGUGGCUCUGGGCAUGUCCAAACCUCCAUCCAAUAUCACCAUGUUCCAGUUCUUCACUGGCAUCGAGAAGAAGCUGAAGGAAGCCUUAAGUCGAGUCCCUCCAAACCACGUGGGAGAACCUCUCCUGAAGAAGCCUCUGGGCCCAGUGCAUUUAGAGAAGAUCGAGGCCAUAAACCAGGCCCUGGUGAACGAGUACGAGGUCCGGAGGAAAAUGUUACUCAAGAGGCUGGACGUUACAGUGCAGUCGUUUGGAUGGUCAGACAGAGCCAAGACUCACUCGGAGAAGCUAGGCAGAGUGUACCAGCCCCUGCGCUCCGUCCUCGUGGCUAAAAGCAGGAUUUCUGUGGCUCACCUUUUGGCCGCUAGACAAGACUUCUCCAAAAUCCUCCGAACGAGCAGCGGCAGAAUCAGGGAGAAGACGGCCUGUGCCAUCAACAAGGUUCUGAUGGGCAGAGUCCCGGACAGAGGAGGACGGCCAUGUGAAAUCGAACCCCCACCUCCAGAGAUGCCCUCGUGGCAAAAGAGACAAGAUGCCCCGCAGGGAGGGCAAUACGGAGGGGGCAGAGGCGGGUACCAGGGGGGAGGAGGAGGAGGGUACCAGGGGGGAGGGGGGUACCAGGGGGAGGAGGAUACCAGGGGAGGAGGGAGGGUACCAGGGAGGGGGCAGGGUGGAGGUUAUGGGGGAGACAGAGGACAUUAUGGGGGAGGGGGAGACAGAGACAGAGGAGGUCGGGGUGAGCACCAUGGAGGAAGAGGAGGAGGAGGAAGAGGAAGCCGAGGCAGAGGAGGCUACAACCAGCAGCAGCAGUACAGCCAGUCCAACUACCAGGACACAGGAGGCAGAGGAGGCUACAGCGCCCCCCAGCCGCAGUACCCCGACCAGGGCUUCAACAACAGCGGAUACCAGGGCGACCGGUCCGGAGGUCACCAGAGCGAGAGGGGAGGAGGAGGGGGAGGAGGGGGGAGAGGCAGAGGUGGGAGGGGGAGGGGGUCUAGGGGAGGAGGAGGAGGAGGGGGGGGCUGGGGAGGGAGAGGGGGAGGGCAUCAGGGAGGAGGACAGUUUGAGCAGUUCUUCCAACACGGAGGACAACAGUACAACCAAGCGGGGUUCAGCCAGGGCCGCCAGUACACAAGCUGAGGAACGGCUCCCAGUACUACUAACUACAACGGUUACCAUGGGAACGGGGCGGUGCUGGAGUGGAUUAAGAUGAACUCAACUGUGAUUGGUUGGUUCUGCUGUCAUCAACCUUCAGUUAUUUAUAGUUUAUCAUUAGUGUUAAAAGUGCAUCUUUCUGGUGAAGGGUCUUCCAUUUGCUCGUCUCCAGAGAUGAAACAUGAUGUUGCUUUGCCUGGAAUGUUCUGCAGUAUGGCAUUCAACUUGCAUCCUGUAACAUUUUAUUCCAAAAUAAUAAUAAAAUAACUCGGCAUGGGAGCAUAAUCUGUUUGUCACCAUGAAGAUGACUUUAAUGCCAUACUGUGAAACAUUCCAGGCAAGACUAUGAAAUCUCUAUAGAGACAGGCAGACGGCAGACCCCAAUCUGUUGGAUCAGUUCUGUUCGAUUUUAGUUUAAAGGAAAUAAAUGCUGUUUUCAGACUGGUAUGGGCAGAUACAUAAAGCUCUAGUAUUUCUACAGUUUACUAUCAAAUCAGUAUCAGAAGUAAAGAAGCUGGAUUGGUGCAUCUGUAACAAUGAUUUAUGGAUUUACAAUAAGUAUUACAGCAUUAGUUAGUAGAUCUGCACAAACUACCAUAUUUUUCAGACUAUAUAUUGCUCUGGAGUAUAAGUCACACCAGCCAAAAAAUGUGUAAUGAAUAAGAAAAAAACAUAAGUCACAUUUUUGGGGGAAAUUCAUUUUUUAAAAUCAGAGACCAGGAACUGACAUUUCAUGUUGAAAGUCAAGUUCUAAUAAUAACACAAGAGAGAACAACAGACUGUUAACGUCACAUAUGAACAGUUCUUCAAAUAACUAUAGCAUAAACAACAGAACAGGUUUACUAAACUCUCCAUCUCACUCCAAAUCACUAAAUCCAUUCAAUUCUUCAUCCUCGGUGUCACUUCUGAGCAACUUGGCCUCGACCUCCGGAGGUAAACAGAGCAUCGCUUCUGUGUUGCUGUCAUCAGACUCAGCAUCAGUUCCAAUUCCCAACAGGAUGGUUUCGGUUGUAUUAGUUUGUUUAAAUUUAAAAAUGUUCAGAGGUACAGAAGUGAAGGUGCGAUUGACUGACAUGACACAUGCACGACAGAGGCUCUUUCUGCAGGAGACAUGUGCAGUAGAGUGAAGAGACAGUGGUACAGGAGUAAUAGUAGUACUGAUACUGACACACAAGACUAGAGUGGCCUUUAGCAAUGGUCAGCGUGAACACUUUAAUAUAUAAGUCACAGUACCACCCAAACCAUGAAAAAAGUGCGACUUAUAGUCCGAAAAAUAUGGUAAUUGAAAAUAAUUAUUGAUAUAUGCAAUAACUCCAGAUUUUUGCCAUAAUUUACGUGUUAUUAAUACCUAAACAAAAUUUGAACAAAAAAUACAGCAGAAAUGAGCCUUUUAUGACAUUACACAUUUUAAGAAUGUGUAAAUGAGCAGAGAGGAGUGUGAUUCAGUGAGGUUGGAUAGAUGUUAAAGUAUUUGGACUGUUGGCCGCUCUUCUUCAGUGCCACAUAAAUGAUGAGUGUGUGCUCUUUGGAGUUUCAUUGAAAAGGUCACAUUUGAGCUUCCAUUAUUUCAUGACAUAUUGUGCAGCCUUAUGACUUGUUUGCUCAUCCACAAAGUUUAUUAAUCACAAAUGCCCCGGGGCAGACUAACUCAAGUGUGGCUGCUUGUUCAGUACCGGCAGUGCAUUCGUAGAUGAGGUCGAUGAGAUGUCUUGCCAAAGGACACAAUGAAAUAAUACGACAAACAUCAGAAAUAAAUGAUCUACCUGGACUAAGCCUUCAUCCACUUUGUCAGUAAUUAGACAGUAAGAAAAUGAACCAUUAACUACAAAUGCAAAACCGAGUUCUUCAGUCCACUCUAGCACCAACAAACCGUCAAACUGUAACUCUCCCUUUGCUCAGCCCUGACCCUCUUUCUGUUAAGAUCUGUGUUAUAAUGUAGUUUCCGCAUCACAAACUCACCUGGAGUUGUUUUGUUUCAUUCCCACAUGUUUAACACAAACUCUGCAUUUUGCUUAUAUGUCAUGAGGUAAUACAGGAACUUCUCUGCUGUGUUUUUAAUUUCCAGACACCUUCACCGGAAUAUUUCGAUAAUUUCAAUCAAUUUCGACUAAACAAAAGGUCAAUGAUAGCUGUUAACUUGAAAACUACCACCUUAUGACAUCACAAGGUAGACUGGAGCAUUUAGAACUUUGGAGAUGUAGACACUCAAACGUGUGAAUGAAAUAAAAGACAACUCCAGGUCUGUUUUUGAGGAGGGAACAACAUUAUAACAUGGUAUAUUAAGGUCAAAAGAGUCCAUUUUGUGUAAU
Messenger RNA from Boleophthalmus pectinirostris (great blue-spotted mudskipper), 4108 nucleotides. RefSeq names its product family with sequence similarity 98 member A (gene tslig3a). The coding region runs from base 201 to 1784 and encodes 527 amino acids. NCBI's taxonomy places the organism in Eukaryota, Metazoa, Chordata, Actinopteri, Gobiiformes, Gobiidae. The record is from RefSeq and is a predicted model, not a curated record. Gene Ontology annotation, cellular component: tRNA-splicing ligase complex. The transcript has 9 exons.